Molecule: messenger RNA, 2901 nt
Organism: Camelina sativa (false flax)
Lineage: Eukaryota; Viridiplantae; Streptophyta; Magnoliopsida; Brassicales; Brassicaceae
Product: pre-mRNA-processing protein 40C
Cellular component (GO): nucleus
Molecular function (GO): RNA polymerase binding; transcription coregulator activity
Source: RefSeq, a predicted model, not a curated record
CGUCCAUCGUUUCAAUCAUCCUACGAUCUAUCUAUACCGUCGGCUGAAGUACGUCCUCUCCUGAAUCGGGGAACAGCGACUUCUGUGAUUCCUCCACUCACCUAAACCCUAACUUCUUUGUUAGCGUCGACGAAACCGCCGGCGAUUUCUUCUCGGCGACUGUUACUUGAUACCGCUACAUAUCUACUCCGAUGCAAGGGGAUAAUCCAGCGGAACCGCCGUAUACGACGGCGGUAUCUACUGGACAGGGUAUCUCCGUCCGUCCUCCUCCAAGUGGUCCAGUCUUGGCCAACGCUUCGAGCGUCUCUCCAGGCAUUCAAUCGGAGCUGAAGGAGCAACCCUCUAUGUCUAUUGCUAAUACAGGUUUUGUCUCUCAGUCUGUUCCGUCUUCUGUUACUGCACAAUGGAGUUCCAAUGCAGCUGCCUCAUCAAAUGUUAAUCCGCCCAUGCUACAAAAUCUGCCUUUUGGUCGACCAGGAACACUCGCCCCUCCUGGACUAAUGAUAUCUCCGCCUGCUUUUCUUGGUUCCAACCCUUUUUCUACAACUCCAAGACCCGGGAUGUCUGGAGGUCCUCCGCAAGUCAACCCUUUUAAUCGUCCCCACAUGUAUCCUCCAUAUCACUCACAGCCUACAAUGCCUGGAGCGCCUCAAGGAGUGUGGUUGCAGCCCCCUCCUAUGGGUGGUAUUCCCAGGGGACCAUUUCUAUCACGUCCUACUCCCUUUCCUGGUUCAUAUCCAUUUCCAGUUCGUGGAAUCUCUCCUAACGUACCAUAUUCUGGUUCUCAACCUCUUGGUGCCAUUCCUAUGGGAAGUGUUGGCAACGUUCAUGCAUUACCAGGUCAUCAGCUUGAUAAAUCUCCCGGACAAACAGAAGCACUCUCAGGAAUCGAUGACAGAGCUGGGACUCAACCAGUAGGGAAUCGGUUGGAUGCCUGGACUGCACAUAAAUCAGAAACAGGAGUAGUUUACUAUUAUAAUUCCGUUACAGGGCAAUCGACCUACGAAAAGCCUCCUGGUUUUGGAGGGGAGCCUGAUAAAGUGCCGGUGCAGCCAAUUCCUGUUUCUAUGGAGAAUUUACCUGGGACGGAUUGGGCUCUUGUGUCCACAAAUGACGGCAAAAAGUAUUACUACAACAAUAAAACAAAGGUUAGCAGUUGGCAAAUUCCGGCAGAGGUGAAAGAUUUGGAGAAGAAACCGGAGGAGAGGGCUGUGGAGAGUUUAGCUUCUGUGCCUAGUACUGAUUUAACUGAAAAGGGUUCUGACCAAGCAAGUUUGAGCGCACCUGCUAUUAGCAAUGGAGGCCGGGAUGCUGCAUCUCUAAAAACUACAAAUUUUGGUUCGACUGCACUGGAUUUAGUGAAAAAGAAACUACAUGAUUCGGGAGUGCCUGUCUCAUCUACGACAACAUCUGAAGCAAAUGGUGGUAAAGCAAUUGAGGUCACACCAAGUGGAGAAAGUGGAAACGGUUCGGGUAAGGUAAAAGAUGCUCCUGAAGCUGGUGACCUUUCUGAUUCUUCUUCAGAUUCCGAAGAUGAAGAUAGCGGACCAUCGAAGGAAGAGUAUUUCAAACAGUUUAAGGAAAUGCUGAAAGAGAAAGGAAUAGCACCGUUUUCUAAAUGGGAGAAGGAAUUGCCAAAAAUUAUCUUUGACCCUCGCUUUAAGGCAGUACCAAGUCAUUCUGUUAGAAGAUCUUUGUUCGAGCAGUACGUAAAGACACGCGCUGAAGAAGAACGUAGGGAAAAGCGUGCUGCUCAUAAGGCAGCUAUUGAAGGUUUCAGGCAGUUGCUGGAUGAAGCGUCUACGGACAUUGAUCAACACACUGAUUAUCGUACUUUUAAAAAGAAAUGGGGGAAUGAUCUCCGGUUCGAAGCACUUGAGCGGAAGGAACGGGAGGCUUUGCUGAAAGAAAGAGUCCUUUCUUUGAAACGGACUGCUGAACAAAAGGCACAAGAAAUUCGCUCAGCUGCUGCCUCUGAUUUUAAGACAAUGCUACGUGAAAGAGAAGUACCAAUAAAUUCACAUUGGUCCAAGGUGAAGGAUAGUCUGAGAAAUGAACCAAGAUAUAGAUCCGUUGCGCACGAGGACAGAGAGGUUUUUUAUAAUGAAUACAUUGCUGAGCUAAAAGCUGCGAGAAGGGGAGAUGAUCAUGAGAUGAAAGCCAGAGACGAAGAGGACAAACUGAGAGAACGGGAGCGUGAGUUGCGGAAACGCAAAGAAAGAGAAGUGCAAGAGGUGGAAAGAGUACGACAAAAAAUUAGAAGGAAAGAGGCAAGCUCCUCUUAUCAAGCUUUGUUAGUGGAAAUAAUCAGAGACCCUGAGGCAUCCUGGACGGAAUCUAAGCCAAAACUUGAGAGGGAUCCGCAAAAACGCGCCUCUAAUCCAGAUUUAGAUCCUGCUGAUAAAGAGAGGCUAUUCCGUGAUCACGUAAAGUCAUUGUAUGAGCGAUGUGUUCAUGACUUCAAAGCUCUUCUUGUUGAAGCCUUGUCAUCUGAAACUGCUUCUCAACCAACAGAAGACGGGAAGACUGUUCUUAAUUCCUGGUCAACGGCUAAACAAGUGCUAAAACCCGAUAUCCGCUACAGCAAAAUGCCGAGGGAUGAUAGGGAAGCCUAUUGGCGACGAUAUGCUGAGGAUAUCUCGAGGAAACAGAAACAAGAAAACUAUCAAGAGGAGAAACAUAGAGAUUACAAGACCUAGAAAACCGUAGAUCAAUAGGCUUGAUAUGUUGUGAAAAUAGAUUCUGUCAUGUUGGUUCUUUUCCUGUCUAAGUUUUGUUUUGAUUAACUGAAAAAAAAAAGUUUACUUCGUUUGAUGUUUUCUACUAAAUUUUUCUGAACAGUAUUGUGUUUUUUAGUCAAAAUAUAUGAUUUGGUAAGAUCUUAAGAUUUGUUUUUGCUUU